Messenger RNA from Iphiclides podalirius (scarce swallowtail), 2523 nucleotides. The record is from the annotation of a GenBank genome assembly. Lineage: Eukaryota; Metazoa; Arthropoda; Insecta; Lepidoptera; Papilionidae.
AUGGAUACAAAUAUAAAGAUAAGUGCUAUAGAUUCAGGCAGAGAGAGUGAUAGAGGUGCAAUAGGCUGCCAGUGCGAAUUAGGCCGCGAGAAACUAUUGACAGCACCGCCUUAUGUACGUGGAUGCUCAGUUCAGGGAGAUGACGCCAGAUCCCGAUAUUCUACUGCCCCAUGUGCAAGAGACUUUGAGCAGUACAAAUGCCCCGUCAGCCACACUUUGGUCACCUUCAAAUCGCCAAUGCAUCCAAACGAAGUGUUCAGCAAGGUUUUCCCGACUAAUACGCCUAUAAAAUUCGUGAAGCGCAAACUAGCUAAGCUUCUAUCAGUGUCGAAUAGUAAUUUGCUCCUAACGUUGAAUCGUGCUGUGCUCAAAGAGAACAGUUUGCUGUCGGAUCUAAAGCCCGAUCCUCUAGGAAAUUUGACAAUCGAUGUUUAUACGAAGGAUUCCGAAGAGAUCACACUAUCAGCCAUACCGAAAGAAAGCUACGUUCACGAACUACUUCAUUCGAUUUUACCGAAGAAAAAGACUUUGCCCUUCAUCGCGAUAAAGUUUAGGAUACGCAAUCAAAUGACCACUUUUACCCGCUCGUACCACUCUAUCAUCAAGAUCCACGAGAUUAAGAAGAAUUUGGGCGGUCUGUUUCAAGUCGACCAUGAAAAUCUCGUGUUGCUGCGCGGUGAGAAUGUAUUAAAGGACCGCAUGGCACUAUUGGAUCUUGAUUAUGACAAAUUUGGUAUAGUUGAAGUGGAACUGUUGACAAAAGACAAUAGAAAGUUGGAUUUGGAUAAGCUGUACAAAGAAGUGCCUUCAAACGACGUGUUAGCCGUCACUGUACCUUUUGGCAGUACAUUAAAGCAAAUAAAUGUGGAAAUAUUUUCCGAACCAAUUGCAAAACCGUUUUUAGGUGGCUACAAGAAUGUGCACACAGGUCUCAUCUACCAUCAUGCAUUCACACAAACCCCUCAAAAACCUGAAAAAGUACCCCCCGAGAACAAAAACUGCAGGGAUACUCAAACUGCUGAGGAAGUGGAAAAAAUAGUUGACUCCAGUUACAGUCGAGCAACGCAAAUGAACACGGAACAGAUUUAUAUUCCCAAUGUUACCGACAAGAUCGUAAUUCCAAAGCAAUACGAAACAUACGAAGAGAUGGUGAAACGACUCAAUCAUAACCACUACGCUUCUAUCAUUCAACGCGCCUUCAGACAUUUUCAGUUCCGACAAAAAGUACACAAAUGGCUGCAAGACUGCAAAGAAAGAAUAAAUAGAAUGAUGGAAGAAGAGAAGCAAGAACGUGAAGUCCUGGAAAAGCGUUUGCGUAAAGAUCUUAUUACGAAAACAUUUCCUAGAACACGAGAAGACUUUGACCAGCUCUAUGCUAUGGUUGAUCGCUGGAAACAGGCAGAAAUAGCAAGAAUUUCAAGAUUGCACUCAAAAGGUCCCAAAAUUGCGGAAUUUUCGCUGCUUUUGGACAAGGAGGUUGAACUGCUACGUUGCAUUGAAGGGUACAGAGUAAAAGUAAAAGAAGACAGUCGCAAGAUAAAGGAGAAACAAUUUCUAGAGGAAAUUUCAAAACCUAUUGCUUGGUUUGGACAAGACGGUAAACUUAUUACAAUGGAAACUAUAGAAAUACAAAAAGCAAGAAAGUUGAAAGAGCUGUACAAUUCCUUCGUCCGUGACGAUAUGGAAGUAAACGAAAGGAUCGAGCUGCUUGUCGAUAUGAAGUUUGCUCUUCAAGAGUUUCCACAUCACUUGACCGACGAGAUAAUAGCUCUCUUGGACCGUGAAUGCGACCUCCUAAUCAGGCGUUGUGACGAUCACCAGCUCGAAUUUUUAAGACGACGAGUCGCAGCGUGCGUAUUGCAACUGAUCAAAACGUCCGAACUAAACUCCGAUGUCACUCGGGGCAAGGAGAUUCGCGACUAUCAGAAGAUGGAGAACGGGACGCUGCACUUUUGCGAAAUGUGCCACCAGGUCAAACUGCACACGGAGUUCCCUUUGAACGCGAAAAUGAGCGGUUUCCUAGUCUGCAUGUCGUGCUCUUGGAAGGACGUGACGGAAAAGUGCUGGAUCGACAUGGCCCCGUACAGGUUUAUACUGAGGGCCGUUCAGCGCGACGAGCGCCGUAGGAAAUGUUGGGGAUCCUUAGCGUUCGUUCUGCAGGAGAAGGACGUAUUUUUCAUAGUGGAGAAGCUGUGGCACUCGCGUUCCGCUGUAAGCGAGUGCACCGACAUGUCGGAUCUGAGACUGUGCCGUUGGCGCGUCAACGAGGACUGGUCGCCGUGGAACUGUUUCCUGGUCACCGUCGACGAGAUGAGGGCCCAUCUGAAGCUGGACGAUCCGGAGAGCGUAUACGACGAGGAGCUAGUGCAGAAGGUCCGAAAUAAGCACAAACUGGCGCACGCCAAUUUCGUCCAGUUGCUCUCGAUCAACAAACGCUUCACGGAAAGCGGCGAUUGGCAAGCGGUUCGUGCGCCGGCGACCGCCCACGUGGACGCGGUGAGACGCGUUACUGAUGCGUUAGAG